Heteronotia binoei (common prickly gecko) is the source of this 3411-nucleotide messenger RNA. RefSeq names its product ubiquitin specific peptidase 1 (gene USP1). Gene Ontology annotation, biological process: regulation of DNA repair; protein deubiquitination. NCBI's taxonomy places the organism in Eukaryota, Metazoa, Chordata, Lepidosauria, Squamata, Gekkonidae. Gene Ontology annotation, molecular function: cysteine-type deubiquitinase activity; cysteine-type endopeptidase activity. The coding region runs from base 745 to 3093 and encodes 782 amino acids. The record is from RefSeq and is a predicted model, not a curated record. The transcript has 10 exons. Gene Ontology annotation, cellular component: cytosol; nucleus.
GCCUCUAUCCACCCUCUAUCGUGCAGGCUUUAUUCAUUCUAUCAGGCCUCUAGUGCUGCACGCGAGUGCCUUGCUAGGGCCCCUGACAGCUGUCGUAAUAACUGCCUGAAUUUAAAAAGGCGGAUGGAGGCUACAGCUGUUACAUUGCUGUAAAUAGAAACGGCAGUUAUACCAUAAAAAUAUGGAGAAGUGUCUCUUCCAUACUUUAGCCUUGACGGAGCGUUUAUUUUUUUAAGUGGCGUUUGCAUUGGAAGCUCCAUGGUUUAGGGCGCGAGAAACAGUCUAAAAAAAUGGGGUCCUUGCCCCGUGCGGAACGCGCCAGUUUUUCUAGGGGGGGGAGAGAGAGUGGAGAACUCUGAUACAAUCGCCAUAGCAACUAGAGAGGAAAUAGUGCUGGGCUAUCCUUUCUCUCUAUCUCCCCUCUCCGCUGGAACCUGCCAGAGAAAGAAGAUGUAGCAGGUGAGAAGUUGCAGCGCGCCGUUUAUGACCCUCCGAAUUAGCCGGACUGGACAGUGUUCCUGGAACUCCUUUUUCCGAACAAGAGGCCAGGCUACCCUCAUCGCCACCCCGCAAAUGGAUUUCUGAGUAGCUGACAUCCAGACAAUAUCCUGACUGAAGUAACUUGAAACUUUCUUAACACCUACAAUUCCUUCUAAGACAGAAUGUUUUUAAAGGAACCACUAUAGACUACAACUUUCUUUCAAGGCUGAAUUCUUUCCACGUUAUACUUGUGAAAGGGCAAAAAUGCCAGGUGUAUUACCAUGUGACAGUAAUGGACUUUCAAGAGGUACCCCAUCCAAAAAAAGCAGACUGUCAUUGAAGUUUUUUCAGAAGCGAGAAACAAAAAGAGCACUGGAUUUUAUGGAAUCACAUGAAAAUGAACAAAAGCCUUCAGAAUCUCUCUGUUCUGAAAUUGACCAGGUAGUUCCUGCAACACAAGCACUUUCACCUGUCCGCUGUGAGAAGAAAAUGAACAUUCUACCUUUUGUAGGCUUGAACAAUCUUGGCAACACUUGCUAUCUCAACAGCAUUCUUCAGGUGCUCUAUUUUUGCCCUGGCUUUAAAACUGGAGUGAAGCUACUAUUUAAUAUAAUUUCACAGAAAAAGGAAAGCUUAAAGGAGGAAAUAGACAAGGGGAUCAGUAAAGAAGAUUAUCUUGCAAGCUAUGAAUUAGUCUGCAGUUUACACUCCUUGAUUGUUUCAGUUGAACAGAUUCAAGCCAGUUUUCUCUUAAAUCCAGAAAGUUAUACAGAUGAACUGGCUACACAGCCAAGAAGACUGCUAAACACACUCAGGGAACUCAACCCUAUGUAUGAGGGGUAUCUGCAGCAUGAUGCCCAAGAAGUAUUACAGUGUAUCUUGGGGCACAUUGAAAAAACGUGUCAGCUCUUGAAAGAAGAAUUGAAACAUGUGUCACUGGAAGAAUCUACCGUUCAAAUAGAAAAUGGCUCUAGUCAAAACAUUGAUAGUCCUGUAACUCUUGAGGAAGUUGAUGGUAUGCUAAAUUGGCAAACGAUUGAGGAUCAUGAAGAUAAAACUAAAGGCAGUGGGAAAAGGAAAAGUGACAUGGAAGAUGGUAAUGAAAAGAAAAAAUCCAAAAUAUCCAAAGAGAAAAAUGGAGUAGAAGAAAACCAACGACAGACCCGAUCUAAGAGAAAAGCCCAGGAAAAAAACCCAGAAAAUCAAGCAGAGGCUACUAUCAAGUAUCCUAUGGAAAAUGAAAGCACAAAGUCUACCCAGAAAAAAUCCAGACUUAAACUAAAUUGGUUAAAGUCUUCAAGCAACCAGCCUAGCAUUCUGUCUAAAUUUUGUAGUUUGGGAAAGCUAUCUACAAACCUGGGUUUCAAAGAUCAGAUUAAAGAAACUGAGACUUGUGAAGUUACAGAGGUCUCUCUCAAGAAUGAAAAUGGUAACCAAGCAAAGGAAAAAUACUAUGACUUGUCUCUUAUGGAAAGUAUUAGUGAAAAGGAAACUGGACAGCUGUACAAGACAGUCACAGAGCUACAAAACUUUAAUUUAGUAGAGAAGCUUUUCCAGGGUCAACUGGUAUUGCGAACACGAUGCUUAGAAUGCGAAUGUUUCACUGAGAGGAGGGAAAACUUCCAAGAUAUCAGUGUGCCUGUGCAAAAAGAUGAACUCUCAAAAAUGGAAGAGAAUUCUGAAAUUUCUCCAGAGCCUAAAACAGAAGUGAAGACUCUGCAAUGGGCAAUUUCACAGUUUGCUUCAGUGGAGAGAAUUGUGGGAGAAGAUAAAUAUUUCUGUGAAAACUGUCGUCAUUACACAGAAGCUGAGCGUAGUCUUUUAUUUGAUAAAAUGCCUGAAGUUAUAACAAUUCACUUGAAGUGUUUUGCUGCUACUGGCUUAGAGUUUGAUUCUUAUGGUGGACUUUCCAAGAUAAAUACUCCUUUACUGACACCUCUCAAGCUGUCCUUGGAUGACUGGUGCAUAAAGCCAGCCAAUGAAAUCUAUGGACUAUUUGCUGUAGUCAUGCACAGUGGCAUUACAAUCAGCAGUGGACACUAUACAGCCUCUGUUAAAAUUACAAAUAUUGACAGUUUAGAAUUAAACAAGGAGAAUUUCAUCAUUGAUUCACCAUGUGAAAUGAUUCGCUCGGAGCCACUGAAUGAGCAAGAAGCCAGAACAGUAACUGAGGACUAUGAUGAUGGUGAGGUCUCCUUUAGAGUCAGUGGUAAUACACGGCCUAAUAAAGGAAUAAACAAAAAGAAUAUAGAAGCUGUGGGACUUCUUGGAGGACAAAAAAGCAAGUCCACCUGUGACUUGCUUAGCAGCAAAACAACCCAUUCUAGUAAGAUGGCUAACAUGGUCACUGAAGCCAGGUAUGCUGAGUGGAAUCAUGCUAAUGGAACUGUGGCGGUUGAACAGCAUGAUCAAACUGGUAUGGUUUCAAAUGGACUAGAAAGCAAAGCAACACAUAUAAUGCAAAGUCUGAAAGAAUAUGAGGGGAAAUGGCUGCUCUUUGAUGAUUCUGAAGUGAAGGUUACUGAAGAAAAGGACUUUCUAAACUCAUUAUCUCCUGUUUCAUCUUCUACAUCCACUCCUUAUUUGCUCUUCUAUAAGAAAAUUGCAGACUGAGGAUAUUUUGGCAGUGUAAAUACUAGUUUUAUAUCAGCUGCAGGCAGAAGAAUCCUUAGCAGGAAAAACUACAGAUAUACAUUAACCUUUGCACAUGGUAUACGAUUAUUUUAAAAUGUGGAUAAUUCACUUUGUAGUUUGUAUAUGGAAGACUGCAGAUUAUCCUUUAGCAAUACAAACCUGUAUAAAGGCUAUUGAGAAAACAGCAAAAUUGAGAAGCAAAUGUAAUUCCAUCAUACUAUUUGUAUAUUAGCUUUUCAAAACUUUGUAUUAACUCUCUAGAAUAAAUUUGUAGCUGCUAUUAAAAAGUCAACCUGA